This is a messenger RNA of Orussus abietinus, 2838 nucleotides long. Its product is annotated as protein gooseberry. The transcript has 5 exons. Gene Ontology annotation, molecular function: DNA-binding transcription factor activity, RNA polymerase II-specific; RNA polymerase II cis-regulatory region sequence-specific DNA binding. The record is from RefSeq and is a predicted model, not a curated record. NCBI's taxonomy places the organism in Eukaryota, Metazoa, Arthropoda, Insecta, Hymenoptera, Orussidae. Gene Ontology annotation, biological process: anatomical structure development; regulation of transcription by RNA polymerase II. The coding region runs from base 1 to 1518 and encodes 505 amino acids.
AUGACGGUUACGACUAACUUCUCGAUGAUGCGACCAUGCUUCACUGGAUACCCGUUUCAAGAUCUAGGUUCUAUACCGGGUCAGGGCCGCGUCAAUCAACUCGGGGGUGUUUUUAUUAACGGGCGGCCAUUGCCCAAUCACAUUCGGCUGAAAAUCGUAGAAAUGGCCGCCGCUGGUGUCAGGCCUUGCGUGAUAUCGAGACAAUUGAGGGUGUCCCAUGGCUGCGUGUCGAAAAUCCUGAACCGCUACCAGGAGACCGGAAGUAUCCGACCGGGAGUGAUCGGCGGAAGUAAGCCGCGCGUCGCGACGCCGGAAGUCGAGGCGCGAAUCGAGGAAUACAAGAGGGACAACCCCGGGAUAUUUUCCUGGGAGAUCCGGGAUCGACUUAUCAAGGAGGGCAUCUGCGACAGGACGAGCGCCCCCAGCGUGUCCGCCAUUUCCCGGCUUCUUCGAGGACGCGAUCCCGAGGAUGAACCCAAACUUGGAGACGGAAGAACCAGCCCAGGCUCCGACUGCGAGAGCGAGCCGGGGAUUCCUCUGAAGAGGAAGCAGAGGAGGAGCAGGACCACCUUCACCGCCCACCAGCUGGACGAGCUCGAGAGGGCUUUUGAGAGGACCCAGUACCCGGACAUCUACACUAGGGAAGAGCUGGCCCAGAGGACCAAGCUGACCGAGGCCAGGAUUCAGGUCUGGUUCAGCAACAGAAGAGCUCGCCUCAGGAAACAGUUGUCCUCGCCGACGUCGGGAGGUUAUGUCGGCUCCGUUGCGUACCCUGCGGCGUCUUACGUUCUGCAUCCACCGGCAGCGGCGCACCCUCAUUCUGGAGCUGCAGUUCCCCCGAGUCAUCCUCAUUCUGGAGCCACGGUUCCACCGAGUCAUCCUCAUCCUCAUUCGCAUGGUCAAACCCUGCCGGACCCUGCGUUCUCCUCCAGCCAAGUUCCAGAACUCUACUCCUCGCACCACACGACCAUGUCCCAUCAGCUGAGCGCCGACUCCACCCGGUUAGGGUCUUCGGUCGGGUCCACCCCAACCUACAGUCUUCCAACGUCGAUGACGUACCCACCGUCGUUGCUGCCACCCACGUCAUCGUCGACCACCAGUCACAUGGCCCACCAGGUCUCCCCAGUGACUGCAGCAUCGUCCAGCUACCAGCAGCCCAGCAGCCACCAGCUACCUCCAACGCCCAACGCCUUGGUGACCAUGAUGGGUCCCAAUUCCGCCAGUUCCAACGCGGGCUCGGAUCAGCUGGCCACCGGAGAGUUGCCCAUCGGUUCCGUCUCCCCAGUCCAGCAACAGGCUCAGCAGCCUCCAGGGCCCCAGGGGAACUCGUCGCCCUCUUGGAACCUGCCCAUCUCAGGGAGUGGACGAGUGGGUCUAUCUAGCCCUCCAUCGAGCCUUCAACAACCCCAUGCUCAUAGUUCGCAUCCUCACCAAGCGUUUUCCUGCCACUAUGCCGCCCAGGGCUUCCAGCAGCCUCCUAGACCGGUGCCCCAUCAGCCUUUCUACAGCUGGUAUUGAGAGUAGAGGGGAAGUACGCGAGGAAAGGAAGGAAGUACAUGAGGAAAGGAUGGAAGUACAUCAGGAAAGGAUGGAAGUACAUCAGGAAAGGAGGGAAGUACAUUAGGAAAGAGGGGCAGUACACGAGGAUAGGUCUUCAAGUUAAAGGACCAGGAGAAACGUGUCCUGGGAGACGUUUCCCAUGACAAGGAUGUCACGGUUCUUUUGACCCUCGCACCAGUCUUCCUGAGAUUUUCUUUGCCUAGGGGUGUCUGAGUAUGGUGCUAGAUGUCGGAUAAAACGUUUAUGAUUCAUCUCUGGAUUGAGAGAAAUUAUUUCUCGCCAGUAAUCGGACUUCCGCUUCGACGUAAAUACUGGUAAAUUUGUAGUUACUUCCUAAGCUUAGCGAUUAGUCACACUUGGAUCAUUAUAUCGGUAUACUAUUUGUUAAUAUAGUUUCCUCGGUAUCUCGGAUAGGACCCCUCGCGUUAUACCAGAAACACAAGUCCAGUGAGUACGCGAGAGUUGUAAAAAGACAAUCCUGUAAAUAGUCGAUUUUAUUGAAUCACGAGGGACGUUGCCGAUUGUUUCAGCAAUUUGCAGGCGAUUGCUGGUUUCGGGAUGACGAGCCGUUCGCGUAUUAAAUUAAAAAUCAUCUUUACGGGAACUUGCUCGUUCCUUCCAUUCUCUGACUAGAGCAAUACUUCAUCCAGUUAAUGUUAGAGUUAUGUAGUGCAACCAAAAAGUGUUAAGCAUGCGAUUAGUUUAUUAUUAGGAGGCGGGAAGCUGCGGCGAGUUGCUCGAAAUUCCGCCUAGGUGAACACUAGAAUUGUAAAUAAUUGAGAAUUGCUGACGAACCUCAAGGUGGGUUUCUCGUCGGCGGAACUGUUCAAUUAAUUUCAAACCUGUACAGCGAUUGCUUAUCUUAUAGUUUAAAUAAUCCCAUCUGGAAAUCGUAUUAAAGCUACCGAUGUAUAGAAAAUAUUUGUGCAUGCAUUGUAUAGUACUUCUUUUACCAAGCGAGGUUACUGAAUAAAGAGCAAUGAAUUAAUGAGACUGAUCAUUUGGUAGCUCUUAAUUAAAGAAAAGGGAAUCUCUUCGUCGAAUUGAGUGCACCGAAAUGGUAAAGUCCUUGGCGAAAGAGUUGCAAAAAAGAUAACUUUGUUAUAGCAGAUUGUCGAAGACUGAUCAGAAUUCGUCCUCUUAGUUCCUGACCCAAUCAAGAAACUCGUAGCGUUGAGUGAUGAGAGAAAUGUGCCUUGCACGUUGAGUUCGAGCGAGACGCCACAGAGUUCUGUACAGUAAGGAUCGAGAUCCCAGGAGCGGGGUAAAUAGAAAUAA